This is a messenger RNA of Gymnogyps californianus (California condor), 1392 nucleotides long. RefSeq names its product mevalonate diphosphate decarboxylase (gene MVD). Gene Ontology annotation, molecular function: ATP binding; diphosphomevalonate decarboxylase activity. Gene Ontology annotation, cellular component: cytosol. Gene Ontology annotation, biological process: isoprenoid biosynthetic process; isopentenyl diphosphate biosynthetic process, mevalonate pathway. The record is from RefSeq and is a predicted model, not a curated record. Bases 1 to 1203 code for a protein of 400 amino acids. NCBI's taxonomy places the organism in Eukaryota, Metazoa, Chordata, Aves, Accipitriformes, Cathartidae. The transcript is spliced from 10 exons.
AUGGCGGAGGAGCGGGCGCUCGCCAUGGUCACCUGCACGGCCCCCGUCAACAUCGCCGUCAUCAAGUACUGGGGCAAGCGGGACAAUGACCUGAUUCUGCCCAUCAACUCCUCCCUGAGCGUGACGCUGCACCAGGACCAGCUGAAGACCACCACCACGGCUGCCGCCAGCCGGGACUUCACGGAGGACCGGCUAUGGCUAAACGGGGAGGAGGCCGACGUGGGGCACCCCCGGCUGCAGGCCUGCCUGCGGGAAGUACGGCGCCUGGCCCGUAAACGCCGGGGCGGCAGCGCCGAGGACGCGGCCCCGCUCAGCCUCUCCUACAAAAUCCACAUCGCCACCGAGAACAACUUCCCCACCGCCGCCGGCUUGGCGUCCUCCGCCGCCGGCUACGCCUGCCUGGUGUCGGCGCUGGCGCGGCUGUACGGCGUGGAGGGCGAGCUGUCGGAGGUGGCGCGGCGUGGCUCGGGCAGCGCCUGCCGCAGCAUGUUGGGGGGCUUCGUGCAGUGGCAGCGGGGCGAGCGGCCGGACGGCAGGGACAGCCUCGCUCACCAAGUGGCCCCCGAGACCCACUGGCCGGAGCUCAGGGUCCUCGUCCUGGUGGUCAGUGGGGAGAAGAAGCAGGUGGGCAGCACGGCGGGGAUGCAGACCAGCGUGGACACCAGCCCCUUGCUGAAGCACCGGGCAGAGGCGGUGGUGCCGGAACGCCUGGCCCUGAUGAUGCGGCACAUCCGUGAGCGGGACUUCGAGGGCUUCGGGCAGCUCACCAUGCGGGACAGCAACCAGUUCCACGCCACCUGCCUCGACACCUUCCCCCCCAUCUUCUACCUCAACGACCUCUCCCGGCACAUCAUCGCCCUGGCACACCGCUUCAACGCCCACCACGGACGCACCAAGGUAGCCUACACCUUCGACGCCGGCCCCAAUGCCGUCAUCUUCACGCUGGCUGACACCGUGGCCGAGUUCGUGGAGGUGGUGAGGCGCAGCUUCCCCCCUGCCGCCAACGGGGACCAGUUCGUGCGGGGGCUGCCCGUCGGCUCGGCUUCGCUGCCGGAGGAGCUGCUCGCGGCCGUGGUGAUGGAGCCGGUGCCGGGUGCUGUCCGGUACAUCCUGCACACCAAGCCCGGCCCCGGCCCCCAGCUCGUGGAUGACCCCAGCCAGCACCUCCUGGGAGCGGAUGGGCUGCCCCACCGCUGCGCCUGAGCCCCGGUGACACCGCCAGGGACAGCCGUGACAUGGCGAGGGGGGGAAAACUCUGCCGGUGCCACCUGGGGGGGCUCGGUGUGCUGAGUCCAGCCCGGUGCAAAGCCGUCCCCAGCCCUGGGGCAGGAUGUGACCCCCCCGGGGCUGGUUUUUACUCUUUUGUAAGGAAAUAGAGGGUUUCUGGCUGCA